Messenger RNA from Xenopus laevis (African clawed frog), 2607 nucleotides. RefSeq lists its product as uncharacterized. The record is from RefSeq and is a predicted model, not a curated record. The transcript is spliced from 2 exons. The coding region runs from base 146 to 2341 and encodes 731 amino acids. NCBI's taxonomy places the organism in Eukaryota, Metazoa, Chordata, Amphibia, Anura, Pipidae.
CUGAUUGGCUGCUCUUCCAGAAAGCGCUCUGCGAUUGGUUCCUAGGGGAACGAUUACGUGUUUCCGGAUACGGCGGAACAACCAUUGCUGUCGAGUUGCGCGCUAGUUGUAUCAGAGGAAACUACGCACUGAUCAGAUUGAAACAAUGCCAUCUUGCAUAGUCCGUGGUUGUCAUCACAGCACAGCAAGAAAAUGCCUUUCUCCUGGAAUCGCCUUGCACGGAUUCCCAAACAACCUUUCCAGAAUAAAACAAUGGCUCGUGAACAUCGGACAAAAUGUUGGCGACAUUGAUGAUUUUGCACAGAAAGUCCUGGAUGGAAAGAAACAGAAUUCCUAUCGAAUUUGCUCUGCCCAUUUUUCCUCUGAUUGUUUCGUCCAAUUCGGCUAUUCAAAGGGACUGAAAGCAGAUGCAGUGCCCACGAUAUUUGCUUGGAACACCCCAGAGAGCAGAGGGCGCAGCGCUAUUCGCAAUCGCUACUUUAUGUACCCGGAACGACCUUGUGGUCGGUGUAUGAAAAUUAAAAUGGUUGAUGCAAGCACAUCCACGGAUCCAGCAAUGUUUUACAAAGAAGCUGGUGUACAGUGGCCAGAAUUCGAGUUUAAUACAGCUGGUGAGGGAUGGAAAAUAAAGCACGAUCACUACUACCAUUCAAGCUCUUCAAGGAAAAGCACCCAGAAACCUACAGUCGGUCGCGAUUGUCAAAAAGAUCUGAUGGGCACGAGUAAUAAUAAAAACAGCCGAGAUGAGGAGCAGGAGGUGGAUGAUAAUGAUAGCAGUAACAAUGAUAACACCCAGACUCACCAGCCCUCCGUAAAUUUAGAUCCAUUUCAUUCUGGGAUACCAGAAAUAACCAAAGCAGACAGUUUUAUGGAUUCCACUCCAUCCUCCCACAAAGUAAGACACCGCAUUCAAAACAAGUCCAGCAGUAAUAGAAGUACAGAGCACACCUUACCCAUGGGCAAUGAUACUGCAGUUCUAGAUAUUGCGCAUCAACGGAAGUUUAUCGUAUUUGAGUCUUGCCUUGAUGUCUUGCUUCACAAGCUUUCCUGUGGUUUUGGUGUGGACUGCCGUUCCCCCAUCAUUGGACUUGAGAAGCAAGUGAAGGGCUCUUACUUGUCUGUAGUUGGCAGGUGCUCCAAAGGCCACCGCUUUCAUCUGUGGGACAGCCAGCCUGUAGCAGGAGAUGUUGCACUGGGCAAUCUUUUGGCAUCAGCUGCUCUGCUUUUCAGCGGUUCUAGAUUUUCAAAGGUUGAAGAAAUUAGUCAGCUGAUGGGCCUGCAGCUAAUUUCCUGCGACACUUACCGUAAAUACCAGCGUGCAUUUCUAUUUCCUACAAUCGAUCGCCAUUGGCUUAAUGAGCGUAGACGGCUCAAAGAUACCGUAGGAUAUACAAAACUGUGCCUUUCUGGGGAUGGUCACAACUCAAAGGUCUCUACGUACACGUUCACUGAACCCCAGAGUAAACUAAUUCUAGAUUUUCAGGUGGUUCAGAAGUCUAAAACCAGUCAAAAACAGGACCUAGCAAAGGAACAGCUAGCCUAUGAAAUAUGUUUAGAUCGACUUCUAAAAGAUAAUUACGUUGUUGAGGCCAUUGCAACAGACCAGCAUUCUGCUAUUGAAGAACUCAUGUGUCAGAAGUACAGUCCUAUCAUUCACAAGUAUGAUGUUGGCUUUUAUGCCCAAAAGGUAAAAAGACAAUUGGUGUCUGCCAGCAAAAAAAGGAAGUGCUCACAGAUUAGCAAGUGGAUACCUGCGAUCAUUCUACACUUUGAAUGGUCUUCCAAAACUAGUCAAGGGAACGUUUCCUUGUUUCGUGAAAAGUGGCAAUCGCUGCUAAUGCACAUUACUAAUCACCAUGAGUGGGGCGGCUCCGUAGUAUGCCAUGCAUGCGACCAUAAAGCUCUCCUUCGUAAUUCGCGGCCACUUCCCUGGAUUAAGUUGUGGUGUCCGGCCUUCCAUGCUUUACGUGAAGUGAUUCUUUCCUUCAAGCUGACGAAGGACUUGACCCGUCUUUCUCAGUUUAGCCACGGCAGAGAGAUUUUGUUAUACCAUCGUCUCCUUCAGAAAUAUAGGCCUGGUGUAGUCCGUCUUAGGAUGGAUUCUGUGGAUGCAAGGACCAAACUAGCGGCUCUUGCAUACAAUGCAAAUGUACACAUGGGGCAUACAAAAUCUCAGGUCUCCCUAGAAACAUCUGGUGGUGCUGCCCAGGAGAGACUCAAGAUGGAUUACAGUUGGCGGACCUUGAAAUCACUGUCCAAACCAGACUCGAAUGCUCAUUUGUUGCGCAUGAUGGUGGAUGCUAUAAAAUUGUGCUCUGUUAACCCAAGCCUUGCAGUCUAGAUACGCCUUGCUAUGCACUGUAUUGCAAAUAUCAGAACCCAAAAGGAGAACAAUUAAAAGGGUAUCCUAUCUUAUUUCUAUUGUUUUAAGGCAACAAUGAUCACUGUCUGCAAAAAAAGUUAAAGGAACGGUAACACCAAAACAUGAAAGUGUUUUAAAGGAAUUACAAAUUAACACAUCAGUUAAUAGUGCUGCUCCAGCAGAAGGCUGCACUGAAAUCUGAUUCUCAAAAGAGCAAACAGAUUUUUUUUAUUCUGAAAUCUGAC